This is a messenger RNA of Rangifer tarandus platyrhynchus (Svalbard reindeer), 1707 nucleotides long. NCBI's taxonomy places the organism in Eukaryota, Metazoa, Chordata, Mammalia, Artiodactyla, Cervidae. The record is from the annotation of a GenBank genome assembly.
GGUGAAGACGAAGCCAUGUUUGUAGAAUAUAGAAAACAACUGAAGUUAUUGUUGGACAGGCUUGCUCAAGUUUCACCAGAGUUACUGCUGGCUUCUGUUCGCAGAGUGUUCAGUUCUACACUGCAGAACUGGCAGACUACACGGUUUAUGGAAGCUGAAGUGGCAAUAAGAUUGCUGUAUAUGUUGGCAGAAGCUCUUCCAGUAUCUCAUGGUGCUCACUUCUCAGGGGAUGUUUCAAAAGCUAGUGCUUUGCAGGAUAUGAUGCGAACUCUGGUGACAUCAGGAGUUAGUUCCUAUCAACACACAUCUGUGACAUUGGAGUUCUUCGAAACGGUUGUUAGAUACGAAAAGUUUUUCACAGUUGAACCUCAGCACAUUCCAUGUGUACUAAUGGCUUUCUUAGAUCACAGGGGUCUGUGGCACCCUAGUGCUAAAGUCCAGAGCAGAACCGCUUACCUAUUCUCCAGAUUUGUUAAAUCUCUCAACAAACAAAUGAAUCCUUUCAUUGAGGAUAUUCUGAAUAGAAUACAAGAUUUAUUAGAGCUUUCUCCACCUGAGAAUGGUUACCAGUCCUUGUUGAGCAGCGACAAUCAAUUAUUUAUCUAUGAGACAGCUGGAGUGCUAAUUGUUAAUAGUGAGUAUCCAGCAGAGCGGAAGCAGGCAUUAAUGAGGAAUCUGUUGACUCCACUCAUGGAGAAGUUUAAAAUUCUGUUAGAAAAAUUGAUGCUGGCACAGGACGAAGAAAGGCAGGCAUCUCUAGCAGACUGUCUCAACCAUGCUGUUGGAUUUGCUAGUCGAACCAGCAAAGCUUUCAGCAACAAGCAGACCGUGAAGCAGUGUGGCUGCUCGGAAGUUUACCUGGACUGUUUACAGACAUUCUUGCCAGCUCUCAGCUGUCCCUUACAAAAGGAUGUUCUCAGAAGUGGAGUCCGCACUUUCCUUCAUCGCAUGAUUAUUUGCCUGGAGGAAGAAGUCCUUCCCUUCAUUCCAUCCGCUUCAGAACACAUGCUCAAAGACUGUGAAGCAAAGGACCUCCAGGAAUUCAUCCCUCUCAUCAACCAGAUCACAGCCAAAUUUAAGAUACAGGUAUCCCCAUUUUUACAACAGAUGUUCAUGCCUCUUCUUCAUGCAAUUUUUGAAGUUUUGCUCCGACCAGCAGAAGAAAAUGACCAGUCUGCUGCUUUAGAGAAGCAGAUGUUGCGGAGGAGUUACUUUGCUUUCCUGCAAACCGUCACGGGCAGCGGAAUGAGUGAAGUCAUAGCAAAUCAAGGUGCAGAGAAUGUAGAACAAGUGCUGGUUCCUGUUAUUCAAGGAGCAGUCGAAUAUCCAGAUCCCAUUGCUCAGAAAACAUGUUUUAUUAUCCUUUCCAAGUUGGUAGAACUCUGGGGAGGUAAAGAUGGACCAGUGGGAUUUGCUGAUUUUGUUUAUAAGCACAUUGUCCCCGCAUGUUUCCUAGCACCUUUAAAACAAACCUUUGACCUGGCAGAUGCACAAACAGUAUUGGCUUUAUCUGAGUGUGCGGUGACACUGAAAACAAUUCAUCUCAAACGGGGCCCAGAAUGUGUUCAGUAUCUUCAACAGGAAUACCUGCCUUCCUUGCAAGUAGCUCCAGAGAUAAUUCAGGAGUUUUGUCAAGCGCUUCAGCAACCUGAUGCUAAAGUUUUUAAAAACUACUUAAAGGUGUUCUUCCAGAGAGCAAAGCCCUGA